Molecule: messenger RNA, 2184 nt
Organism: Triticum turgidum subsp. durum (durum wheat)
Lineage: Eukaryota; Viridiplantae; Streptophyta; Magnoliopsida; Poales; Poaceae
Source: the annotation of a GenBank genome assembly
AUGGGGAUCGUGGAGACGUGGGUGCGCGAGAAGCCCAUCCGCACCUUCCUCGCCCGCCUCUCCCGCCAGUCGGCCGCCGCCUUCGUCGCCUCCACCACCUCCCGCUCCCCCGCGGCGGCCGAUGGCGAGGGCGAGGGCGGCGGCGCCGACGGAGGCAUCCCGCAGCUCUCGUCCGUCGCCAACUCGGUUGUCUCCCGCUGCUCACGGAUUCUUGCUGUUGCAACUGAGAACUUGCAGCAAAGUUAUGAGGCUGAUUUCCCAGAUAAUUGUAAGGAACCCAAUACAUAUGCCAGAGAACUAUUAGAGUACUGCUGCCACAAAGCUCUCCAUGAAGUAACUACACGUCCAGACUAUUUGGCUGAUAUGAAUCUUCGUCGUUUAAUGUUUGAUAUGAUGCUUGCUUGGGAAAACCCAGGUUCUGAGGAAGGAUUGCUAAAAAAUAAUUCUACCUUGUGUAAUCCCGUGGAGAUUGAAGAUGAAGAUGAGGGAUCAAUUUUCUAUACGAAUUCCACAAGUUUAGCUGUUCAAGUUAACGACAUGAAGACAGUUGGCUUAAGUGCUUUUACACGAAUAGCGCCUUCAUGCCCAAUAAUAGCUGACUUGGUUACUGUCCACAAUCUAUUUGAUGCACUUACGUGUUCAUCUGGUGGCCGGUUACAUUAUUUCGUAUAUGACAAGUAUCUCAAAAGUUUAGACCGGGUAUUCAGAUCUAUCAAAGGAGUUAUGCAGUCAUCACUUGCUUCAAGUUUUAAUCUUGAUGCUGGGGAAUGUAUCUUAGCUAUUGAUGGUGACAAGCCUAUUCAUCCUGUAUUGCAGCAUAUUGGGAUAUCAGCUUGGCCAGGGAAUCCACUAAUCAUCUCUUUAUUUUUGGCAGGAACAUUGAUCCUUACAACACAUGCUCUUUAUUUUCAAAGUAUCAGAGUUGGUUAUGGUGAUAAGAUUGUUAAAUAUGAUUUAGCAACAGAUUCAAAUCAAGUGAUCAAGCGAGAUUUUACUGGACCAUUGGGUGUUCGUCUGUUUGAUAAAGCUGUGAUGUACAAAUCAAGCACUUUAACAGAACCAAUUUAUUUCGACUUUCCUGAGUUAGGGAGCCCCUCACGAAGAAACUAUUGGUUAGCAAUCACUCGUGAAGUAAUGCAGGUGAAUAGAUUUAUCAGAAAAUUCAACCUUGAAGAUAUUCAGAGAGCAGAAGCACUCUCAAAGGCUAUCCUGGGCAUCUUGAGAUACUCUGCUGUGAAAGAAGCUUUUCAUAUUGCUCCAUCUCACUUUAAGACAACACUCACUUUUAGCUUAGCUGAAAAGCUCCCAAAAGGAGAUAUGGUAUUAGAGGCCCUAUACAACAACUACUUCCAACUGUUGGACACUUCGUUGAGCCAUUUGGCAACUGAGCCAUCAGUUGACAAAGCACCGCAGACUCAUUCUGUACCAUUUUCAUUAUAUGCUCUCUCUAGAAUGGGAUUUAACUUGCUGAAGAGAAAAAAUGAAACUGAAAAGGAGAUAAGCUUUUGUGCUGUUUGUGUUGGUGUGACAAAAUCUCUGGAGGCUGCUUUGCAAGAGUCAUUUCUUUAUUCUGAAAGAAUAGAGGCAGCACGUGCUACGGUUGAUCAAGUGAAGGUGGAAGGUCUUGAUGCAAAUGUAGCCCUCAUGCAGGAGAUACUUUUUUCGUUCAUUCAUGCAGGCAAACUUAUUUACUCUUUAACCAAGUGGGAAGAUCCUCUAAAAUCAUUUUUGUUCUUAGCUUUUAUCCUCUAUGUUAUCCAAAGCGGGCUUGUCAGUUACACUGUGCCCUCUGUUUUCAUAGUCUUUGCUGUCGUUAUGCUUUGGCAUAAGUACAGUGAAGAAGGAAAACUGUUGGAAGUGCUUGAAGAAGCUAUAUCCAAGUUGGAAGAUACCCUACAGGCUGUAAAUAUUGUUCUUCUCAAGUUCAGAGCUCUCUUGUUUGCAGCUGUUCCAAAGGCAACUGAAAUAGUCGCAGUGGCACUUCUUGUUGCAGCUGCGGUUGUUGUGUUGAUGCCUCCUAAGCAUCUGCUCCUGAUGGCAGUCCUGGAGGUUUACACGAGGGAGAUGCCACUAAGGAAGCAACACACGGAGAAGUUCCGAAGACGAAUUAAAGAGUGGUGGGCCCGUAUUCCAGCUGCUCCUGUACAGAUGAUCAGACCUAACGAAGACAAGAAGAAGAUGUGA